Messenger RNA from Phlebotomus papatasi, 820 nucleotides. Its product is annotated as zinc finger matrin-type protein 2. Gene Ontology annotation, molecular function: zinc ion binding; nucleic acid binding. Bases 132 to 773 code for a protein of 213 amino acids. Gene Ontology annotation, cellular component: spliceosomal complex; U4/U6 x U5 tri-snRNP complex. NCBI's taxonomy places the organism in Eukaryota, Metazoa, Arthropoda, Insecta, Diptera, Psychodidae. The record is from RefSeq and is a predicted model, not a curated record. The transcript has 2 exons. Gene Ontology annotation, biological process: mRNA splicing, via spliceosome.
AAUUUUGCGUCAUCACUUACUGUCAUCAUUGUAUUUUGUUUUUCCAUUUGGCUCGGAGUAGAAAAUAGUUUUUCUUUGCAUAAAACUGUACAAUUUGUAGGAUUAAUUAGUUGUGAAAACCAAUAAGUACAAUGUCGAUGAGACCAGACGAUCAUCGUCGCAAGUGGGACCGUGCGGAAUACGAAAGACUCGCCCAGGAGAGGCUGCGAAGCAAGAAAACACCCAAAGGACACGAAGCAGACGAUGAUGAUGAUGAGACAAAAGUGGAUCUGGAUGUAUUUACAGAAUCUGCCAAAAGGGAGUUACUCAAGAGGCGCGACUACAAAGUGGACUUGGAGGGAAAGCUGGGCAAGAGUGUCGUGAUCAGCAAGAGUACACCUUCAUCCCAAUCCGGAGGUUACUAUUGCAAUGUGUGCGACUGUGUGGUCAAGGAUUCCAUCAAUUUCUUGGAUCACAUCAAUGGGAAAAAGCAUCAGCGAAACCUUGGGAUGUCCAUGAAGGUUGAGAGGAGCUCCCUGGACCAGGUGAAGGAACGCUUUAAGGUGAACAAGAAGAAGAUGGAGGAGAAACAAAAGGACUAUGAGUUGGAAAGUCGUCUCCGAGAGGCCAAAGAGGAGGAAGAAAAACUCAAGGAGCACAAGCGAGAGCGCAGAAAAGAACGCAAACGGAAGGCUGAGGAAAGUGUCGAUGAUCUCGAUGAUGAUCCUGCCACAUCCGAUAUGGCUGCCAUUAUGGGCUUUGCUGGCUUUGGCGGCUCCAAAAAGAACCACUAAAAACAAUAAUAGAUGUCAAUUCCUGCCAUUUACAAAAAAAAAAGAAU